Pangasianodon hypophthalmus (striped catfish) is the source of this 958-nucleotide messenger RNA. RefSeq names its product proteasome subunit alpha type-6. The record is from RefSeq and is a predicted model, not a curated record. Gene Ontology annotation, biological process: ubiquitin-dependent protein catabolic process. The coding region runs from base 108 to 848 and encodes 246 amino acids. The transcript has 7 exons. Gene Ontology annotation, cellular component: cytosol; nucleus; proteasome core complex, alpha-subunit complex. NCBI's taxonomy places the organism in Eukaryota, Metazoa, Chordata, Actinopteri, Siluriformes, Pangasiidae.
CGCAAUCUAAGAGUACUUCCGGGUUAGAGAGAAAUUCUGCAUGUCACCGCUAUAGAGAGUUUUUUUAAAUUAUUAUUGUUAUUAUUAAGAAAUAAAAUUUAGGAAAGAUGUCGCGCGGCUCGAGCGCCGGGUUUGAUCGGCAUAUCACUAUUUUCUCACCAGAGGGAAGACUUUAUCAAGUGGAAUAUGCGUUUAAGGCCAUUAAUCAGGGCGGCCUGACGUCGGUCGCUGUGCGGGGGAAAGACUGCGCCAUCGUCGUUACACAGAGAAAAGUUCCAGACAAGCUCCUGGACGCCUCUACAGUCACUCACCUGUUCCGCAUCACAGACAACAUCGGCUGCGUGAUGUCCGGCAUGACGGCUGACAGCAGGUCUCAGGUGCAGAGAGCUCGCUACGAAGCAGCGAACUGGAUGUACAAAUACGGCUACGAGAUUCCAGUCGACAUGUUGUGUAAAAGGAUCGCAGACAUUUCGCAAGUUUACACACAGAACGCUGAGAUGAGACCGCUCGGCUGCUGUAUGAUCGUGAUCGGGAUGGAUGAGGAGCUGGGGCCGCAGGUGUAUAAGUGCGACCCUGCAGGUUAUUACUGCGGCUUUAAGGCCACGGCCGCCGGAGUGAAACAGACGGAAGCCAUCAGCUUCCUGGAGAAGAAAGUCAAGAAGAAACACGACUGGACCUUCGAGCAGACCAUCGAGACGGCGAUCAGCUGCUUGUCCACGGUGCUGUCCAUCGAUUUCAAGCCGUCUGAGCUGGAGGUGGGAGUGAUAACGGCGCAGGAGCCCAGGUUCAGGAUUCUCUCUGAAGCGGAGGUAGAUGCUCACCUGGUGUCUCUCUCUGAGCGAGACUGAGCUCAGAGACGCACGGCAUUGUGGGAAAUGUGUAGAACACUGUUUAAGUCAUUAACAUCUUGCUUUUCUGUAUAUUUCUCUGUAUGAUUAAAGCUGUUUUUGAAGAAAAA